Setaria italica (foxtail millet) is the source of this 2696-nucleotide messenger RNA. Its product is annotated as protein Rf1, mitochondrial. The record is from RefSeq and is a predicted model, not a curated record. Lineage: Eukaryota; Viridiplantae; Streptophyta; Magnoliopsida; Poales; Poaceae. Gene Ontology annotation, molecular function: protein binding. The coding region runs from base 196 to 2442 and encodes 748 amino acids. The transcript has a single exon.
CGGCCCUCCCCUCCCCUGCUCCCCGUCUCCCCUCCGCGCCUCCUCUUGGCCUACUCGCCAGUGUGGCGGCACCCAGCUGCGCCGGCGAUGGCGAGCCGGACUCGCCAAAUACGGCGGCGCUCGCGCCCGCUGUGAGCUCCGCUAGAGCACGGCCGGCAUCGCCAGCGCGCGCGAGGCGCUCUACGUGAAGCGGCGAUGUCGUCCCGGGCCCGCCUCUCCUCUAUAUUCGCCGCCACCGCGUCCUCAACGGCGUCUUCGCCGUCGCCGCGGAGCGCUCCCAUUGACGCCCUGGCAGCCGCCACGGAGCGCGCUCGGGCCGGGACGCUCCGGCCGGCGGACGCCCACCACCUGUUCGACCAAUUGCUGCGGCAGCCAACCAGCGUCCCGGAGCGCGCGCUCAACGGCUUCCUCGCCGCGCUGGCCCAAGCGCGGCCGUCAUCGGCCUGCAGCGACAGCCCCGCCCUCGCCGUCGCCCUCUUCAACCGAAGGUCUCGGAAUUCAGCUGGCCCACGGGUGCUGCCGACGACGGUCCACACCUACGCCAUCCUCAUGGACUGCUGCUGCCGCGCGCGCCGCCCAGACCUAGCGUUUGCCUUCUUCGGCCGAUUUCUCCGGACGGGCCUGGCAAUCAGUGCCAUCCUAUUCAACAGCCUCCUCAAGGGUCUUUGCGAUGCAAAGCGGACGGAUGAGUCUCUGGACGUGCUGCUCUGCAGGAUGCCUGAGCUUGGGUGCGUGCCCAAUGUUAUCUCCUACUCUGUUCUUCUGAAGAGUUUCUGCAGUGAGAAGAAAAGCCAGCGAGCGGUUGAGCUGCUCCAGAUCAUGGCCAAAGAAGGAGGUGUUUGCUCGCCCAACGUGGUAUCAUAUAACACGGUCAUCGAUGGUCUCUUUAAGGAGUGUGAAGUAGCUAAAGCAUGUGAUCUGUUCCAUGAGAUGGUGCAGCAGGGGAUUUCACCUGAUGUGAUGACUUACAGCUCUAUUAUUCGUGCACUGGGCAAGGCCAGAGCAAUGGAUAAGGCAGAGAUGUUCUUCCGACAGAUGGUUGAUAAAGGGGUUCAACCGGACAUUUUUAUCUACACUAACUUAAUCCAUGGAUAUGCCACUUUGGGCCAGUGGAAGGAGGCAGUUCGGGUAUUCAAUUUGAUGGUCGAUGAUGGCAUUGUACCUGACCACCAUAUUUUCAAUAUACUGAUUCAUGCAUAUGAUGCACGUGGAAUGAUGGGUGAUGCUGACGCGAUGCUUAUAUUUCAUGAAAUGAAGCAGCAAGGAGUGAAGUCAGAUGUAGUCACCUACUUGAAUGUCAUUGCUGCAUUUUGCAGAAUGGGCCGGCUGGAUGAUGCUAUGGACAUAUUCACUCAAAUGAUUGAUCAGGGAUUGCCACCUAACCAAGCUGUUUACCACUGCCUGAUUAAGGGUUUCUGUACUCAUGGUGGUUUGGUGAAAGUCAAGGAAUUACUUUCUGAGAUGAUCAGUAAAGGUAUGCAUCUUGACGUUGUGUUCUUCAAUUCAGUAAUAAAUGACCUUUGCAAAGAAGGAAAGGUCGUGAAAGCACAACAGGUAUUUGACUUCAUUAGACAUAUUGGGUUGUGUCCUAAUAUCGCUAUGUUUUGUUCACUGAUGGAGGGAUAUUGCUUGAUUGGCAAGAUGAAGGUAGCGUUGAGAAUAUUUGAGUCUAUGGUGUCAGCUGGACUUCAACCUAACGUUGUAGCUUAUGGUACACUUAUUAAUGGCUAUUGUAAAAGAGGACGGAUCGACAAUGGACUGAAUAUUUUCAGAGAAAUGUUGCUUAAAGGAGUCAAGCCCUCAACUAUUACAUACAACAUAGUUAUAGGUGGGUUAUUUCAUGCUGGGAGAACCGUUGCUGCAAAGGAAAAGUUCCAAGAAAUGAUUGAAAGUGGAAUACCCGUGGACAUUGGAAUAUAUAACACUGUCCUUUAUGGACUUUUGAGAAAUAACUGCUUUGAUGAAGCAGACACUCUGUUCAAGAAAUUACGUUCAACAAAUGUGAAGAUUGAUAUCGUAAUUAUCACUACUAUGAUUUCUGGAAUGUUUAAAGCUAGGAGAAUCAAAGAAGCUAAGUAUUUGUUUGAUUCUAUAUCAGCCAACAAGCUGGUGCCUUCUAUUGUGACUUACAGCUUAAUGAUUACAAAUUUCAUAAACGAGGGGUUGCUGGAAGAGGCAGAUGAUAUCUUUUCUGCAAUGGAAAAGGCUGGCUGUGCCCCUAACUCUAGACUGCUAAAUCAUGCCACAAGGUUGUUACUUGAGAAAGGUGAAAUAAUCAGGGCUGCUAAUUAUCUUGCUAAGAUUGACAAGAAGAAUUUCUCACUUGAAGCUUCAACCACUGAGAUGCUUAUCUCUCUCUUCUCAAGAAAGGAGGCAUGGCAGGAGCACAUAAAAUUGUUCCCUGCAAAGUAUCAGUUUCUUGUGGGCGCCAGCUACAGUUGAUACAUUUUAUAUGUGCUUAAGUACCCAGAGUAUGCUCUUGAGUUUUGUAUUUCACAUGGUAUAUUAUCUGCAAGCAUGCCAGAUAGCACUGGACGCUAGAGGUUACAAAGGAAAUCAAUGCCAAUAUGUGUGGUAGAAGACUAUGUGGUUCAAAAUUAAUUUGCGUCUCUUAAAUUAUGUAACUAUUGCUACAGUUCAAACAAGAAAUGAUUUACAAUUCAUUAUGAAUUCUUCCUAAAGAACUUCAAGGUUCA